Lynx canadensis (Canada lynx) is the source of this 3052-nucleotide messenger RNA. RefSeq names its product platelet derived growth factor subunit B (gene PDGFB). The transcript is spliced from 7 exons. Gene Ontology annotation, biological process: positive regulation of MAP kinase activity; positive regulation of protein autophosphorylation; platelet-derived growth factor receptor signaling pathway. Gene Ontology annotation, cellular component: membrane. NCBI's taxonomy places the organism in Eukaryota, Metazoa, Chordata, Mammalia, Carnivora, Felidae. The record is from RefSeq and is a predicted model, not a curated record. The coding region runs from base 62 to 799 and encodes 245 amino acids. Gene Ontology annotation, molecular function: growth factor activity; platelet-derived growth factor receptor binding.
GCGGGGGCGGCGCGCUCGGUCCACGCGUCCGGGGCCCCGCGGGGCCGGGCCCGGAGUCGGCAUGAAUCGCUGCUGGGCGCUCUUCCUGUCUCUCUGCUGCUACCUGCGUCUGGUCAGCGCCGAGGGGGACCCCAUUCCCGAGGAACUCUACAAGAUGCUGAGUGACCACUCAAUCCGCUCCUUCGAUGACCUCCAGCGCCUGCUACACGGAGACUCCGUAGACGAAGACAGAGCCGAGUUGGACCUGAAUUCGACUCGAUCCCAUUCUGGAGGCGAGCUGGAGAGCUUAUCCCGAGGGAGAAGGAGCCUAGGUGAGGCUGCAGGUUCCCCGACGGUCGCCGAGCCAGCCAUGAUCGCCGAGUGCAAGACACGCACGGAGGUGUUCGAGGUGUCCCGGCGCCUCAUAGACCGCACCAACGCCAACUUCCUGGUGUGGCCGCCCUGCGUGGAGGUGCAGCGCUGCUCCGGCUGCUGUAACAACCGCAACGUGCAGUGCCGUCCCACCCGGGUGCAGCUGCGGCUGGUCCAGGUGAGAAAAAUCGAGAUUGUGCGGAAGAGGCCAGUCUUUAAGAAGGCCACGGUGACCCUGGAGGACCACCUGGCGUGCAAGUGUGAGACGGUGGUGGCUGCACGACCCGUGACCCGAAGCCCGGGGAGCUCCCAAGAGCAGCGAGCCAGGACACCCCAGACUCGGGUGACCAUUCGGACGGUGCGAGUCCGCCGGCCCCCCAAGGGGAAGCACCAGAAGUUCAAGCACACGCAUGACAAGAAGGCACUGAAGGAGACCCUCGGAGCCUAGGGGCAUCUGCAGGAGCGUGCGGGCAGGGUUAUUUAAUAUGGUAUUUGCUGUAUCGCCCCCAUGGGGUCCUUGGAGUGAUAAUAUUGUUCCCCUCGUCCGUCUGUCUCGAUGCCUGAUUCGGACGGCCAAUGGUGCUUCCCCCCCUCCCACGCGCCUGUCCACCCACCAGCGGGUCCCCUCAUUGGCCUCCAGCGCCUUGCCCGGGAGCUCGAGAAGGACACGAAGGACCUGAACUCCAUUGCUGUCUUCCUCCGCUGACCCCGAGAAUGUGGCACAGAAGCGUAAGAGAGACCCAUGGGAUCGCCGUUCGGGGACCGGAGGAGCUUCCCUUCCCCAGCUCCUGGCCCGGGUCACACCUGAGCGCCGUGGACUGGCCUGAAACCCUGCACGUGGCCCUGAGGCCCUCUAGGCAUGGAUGGCCUGCCCGGUCCCAGGACCCCUGGCCCGCUCUGAAGGGAGCACCCCCAGGCAGGCCAGGGUGCCUCGUCCUCCUGUGGCUGAGACCACGCGUUGGACCGUAGACUGGAGAGAAAUCCUCCCGCGGUGCCCAGGCCCAGUCACUUCUUCCUCCCCGGUCACCUCUGCUUAUAGUGGCUUCCUUUCGUUUUCUGUAUAUGAAAUCUUCGAAGAUGUGGACUCCUCUGGGUGGGCAUGGCCCGAGUACCCGGCAGCCAAGUGCCCCGUCAGAUGGGUUAGAGAUGAAGUUUGCUCUGGAGCCACCAUAGAUGGUGAUCUGGGCGCUCACUGCCUCCUUCCACUCCCCUGCCUUCACCUCCUCUGUUUCAUCUCUCUACCUCCACCCUGCGUCUUCCUCUUGUCCUGGCCUUCAGUCCACUCCACCCACCGAGGGACUCCUUGGACCCCAUGCUGAGACCGUAAAUAACCCCACUCACUGCUCCAUUAGGCCGAAGACCAGGGGUCAGGGCAGCAGGGGGCCUGCGCUUCGUAUCCCAGCCCGGCCGAGACUGCCGUGUAGGUUCGUGCAGGGUGCGCACUGUGCAAGGGCACCGCGUGCAGGGGUCGUUGUUCACGCCGUAGAACGUGGCCCGUUGGUGUAUUUGUUAGGACAGUUUUCUGGCAGUUGGAGCUAAAAUGUCUUGAGGAAAGGGAUCCUGUUCCUAAUCGACACGAAGGUUCCACGUGGACUGGCUGUGUCCCGACCCAGCCAAUGGCUUGGGGUGGUUGGACAGGAGAGUGAGCCCACGUUGGGUGGGGAGGCCACGCGUUGUCCAGCUGGCCUCUAUUUUCCUGAGUCCUCAGCUCAAGCAGUUCCCCUUCCAGGCGGGCGUGAAAAACCCAAGAGAGAAUCUCCAAGGGAGGGGGCAGCCCUCGCUCUCCCCGGGCACGCUACCCCCCAGAGUAGAUUCUUUUGAGAUCCACCCGUGGUGGCUCCUCCCAGGAAACCAGCUCAUGGGCUGGGAGUGGGGGAGAAAAGGGAAAAGAUCCCCAGGGGUCCCUGGGGUGGGGUCUGAGCUCCCACCUCCCUCCCCUCCACCCCACUGCACUUUCCCCCUUACCCCCCCCUCCAAAAUCUGCUCUCUUCAGUUUGUAAAGUUGGUGAUUAUAUUUUUGGGGGCUUUCCUUUUAUUUUUUAAAUGUAAAUUUAUUUAUAUUCCGUAUUUAAAGUUGUAAAAAAAAAAAAAAUAACCACAAACAAAACCAAAUGAAUGAAUCCACCGGCGUUCUGUCUGUUGGCAUCGGGCGUGACGGUUAACCCUUCCCGCAUCGGCAGGAUUUACGGACAGCUUGUUCUGUGUUCCUCUCGCUCUGGGAAGUUCAGGCACACACUCACGCACGCACACACUCACGCACGGGUGCAUACACAUGGGGGUCUGCCACUCUGAGGGAGGCCCCCGUCUGGGGGGUGGCUAAGAGCCUUUCGGCCCACCCUGCAGGUCUGGGUCCUGCAGCAGCCCCUGACAGGCGGACCACAGGUCCCAGCCCUGUGCCUGUCACUGGCAGUGAUGAGAGACGGUUUUCUCCAGCGUGAGCAUCUGUGCAAGGGAACCGGGUCCUUUGCAUCGUAGGCUGGGGUUGGCUGUGGGGAGGGGGUGGGGGAGGCCGGAGGAGGUCCUGGAAGAGACGUGGAAUUAAUUCAGAAGGAACACAGCCGAGGUGCUCCAGGGUGGCUCAGCGGGUUAAGCGUCCGCCUUCAGCCCCGGUCGCGAUUUCACGGCGCACGAGUUCGGAUCCCGCGUCGGGCUCUGUGCCGACGGCUCGGAGCCUGGAGCCCGCUUCGGAUUCUGUGUCUGC